Acaulospora morrowiae is the source of this 315-nucleotide messenger RNA. The record is from the annotation of a GenBank genome assembly. Lineage: Eukaryota; Fungi; Glomeromycota; Glomeromycetes; Diversisporales; Acaulosporaceae.
AUGUUAAAAUAUUUCAGUCGUUCACCGAGGAUUUCUACGGCUCCACCGAGAUCGCCUUUGUUUUCUGUUCAGUAUUCACGUUCGAAAUCUACUUUCGACAAUGCUUCACCGCCCCCCAAACAAGAAAGAAUUUAUAAUAAUCUCUCUGUUUGGGAUGUAUAUGGAACUCCAUUAGUUAAUAUCUUUCUUUGGGGUUCGAUUACCUACUUCAGCUUACAAAUCGCGUGGUAUAAAUUGGAAUUUGCGGAGUAUGUCGAAGUAACAGAAAAGAAGGUUGCAACGUUGGAAGAAGAGGUCGGAAGGCUGAAAAAAUGA